AUGGAUGAGUUGGAAAGGUUGUAUGAACAUCAGACGAUGAUGGCUAUAGGAAUUUAUUCAUUUCUUGACAAUCUGCUAUCGCAUGUUCCACCACAACAGAAUAGAGACGAUGCUGAAGAAGGAACAAACUCUAUUAAUUCUACCCCAGGAGAAGCCUCCUUGCCUGUUAUGGAGGCCGAGGCUCUGGAACUUCGACGCCAACGAAUACAUUCUCUGAGAUCAAACAUCGCAAGAACUACACAUCUGAGUGACGCGGGACACUUACCACCAGGGUUCAUUAUUAGCCUGAGUACUUCUAUCUCAGGUGAUAUUUCGGGUGAAGAAGAGCCAGUUGAGAACUCGAAUUUAGAUACCAUGUCACAGCCUAAAUGUUCUAUAAUAGCAGGUGGAUAUUCUGAAGAGUUUUUUAUCAAUUUAUCAGACAAAGAAAAGGAGGAAUUUACAUGCAGUGUAUGGUGA
This is a messenger RNA of Protopolystoma xenopodis, 459 nucleotides long. Lineage: Eukaryota; Metazoa; Platyhelminthes; Monogenea; Polystomatidea; Polystomatidae. The record is from the annotation of a GenBank genome assembly.